AUUUACAACCCCCCCACACACACACCUUCCUAUAGUUGACCAUCACCAGACUCCCUAUACACCCCCUUUUCUCCUUUAGCCUUUCUCUAUACCUCUCUCUACAGAUCCCCUUUUCUCCCCUCUCUCUAAUUCCCCCUCUCUCCUUUCCAUCCCCUGUUCUCCCCUCUCUCUAAUUCCCCCAUUUCCUCUCCUUUAUAUCCCCUUUCCUCCAUUCUCUCUCAAUCCUCCUCUCUCCUUUCCAUCUCCUGUUCUCCAUUCUCCCUAAAUCCUCCUCUUUCCUUUCCAUCCCCUAUUCUCCUCUCUCUCUCUCUCAAUCCCCCCUCUCCUUUCCAUCCCCUUCUUCCAGCUCUCCAAGCAACCCAUUUCCCUUCUCCCCCUCCCCAGUAAGAAUGGGGCGCUUUCCAGAGACCCCUUGACGUCGCCACAAGGAGGGCCAAACCAAGACCCCGGCAAGAGGCGGGUCUGGAGCGCAGGCACUGGAAUGGUGUGAAACUGGGGAUCCAGACCCUCGCUGUACUGCCUCUUCUCUGAGCUCCAGAUGAAGCGGAGGCUUUGCAGACAGGAAAACCUAAGGAGGGAGAGCAGCAGGAGGAGCUGGCGUUUAGCUGCAGAGCUUCAAGUCUUCCCACCCAUAGGUGGCCAAGCACCAGCAUUUUAAAGGUCUCAAUCUCCCUUUCCUGCCUUUAGACACAAAGCAACAACAGCUGUUUUAUGCUGUGCUGACACUGCAUGCCUUUGAAGAGCAGAGCACUGCUUCGGAAAUUGUACCGUUCUUAACAAUGGGAAGUGGCCCUCCCUACUGAACUGGUAUUUAUGAGCCGCCAUUUCUUAUACUACUGCGGUGAACCUACCCUGGAUGUGAAGAUUGCCUUUUGUCAGGGAUUCGGGAAACAAGUGGAUGUGUCAUAUAUUGCCAAAUAUUACAACAUGAGUAAAAGCAAAGUUGACAACCAGUUCUACAGUGUGGAAGUGGGUGACUCGACCUUCACAGUUCUCAAGCGCUACCAGAACUUAAAACCGAUUGGCUCUGGAGCUCAGGGAAUAGUUUGUGCUGCGUAUGAUGCUGUUCUCGACAGGAAUGUGGCCAUCAAGAAGCUCAGCAGGCCGUUUCAAAACCAGACACACGCUAAGCGAGCUUACCGGGAACUAGUCCUCAUGAAAUGUGUGAAUCACAAAAAUAUUAUCAGUUUAUUAAAUGUCUUCACACCACAGAAAUCUCUGGAGGAGUUCCAGGAUGUUUAUUUAGUAAUGGAACUGAUGGAUGCCAACUUGUGCCAGGUAAUUCAGAUGGAACUAGACCAUGAACGGAUGUCUUACCUGCUCUACCAAAUGCUUUGUGGCAUCAAACAUCUUCAUUCUGCAGGAAUUAUUCACAGGGAUUUAAAACCAAGUAAUAUUGUGGUAAAAUCUGACUGUACGUUGAAGAUCCUAGAUUUUGGACUAGCCAGAACUGCAGGCACUAGCUUCAUGAUGACUCCCUAUGUGGUCACACGGUAUUACAGAGCACCAGAGGUCAUCUUGGGAAUGGGCUACAAGGAGAACGUGGAUAUAUGGUCAGUAGGAUGCAUUAUGGGAGAAAUGGUGCGCCACAAAAUCCUCUUUCCAGGAAGGGAUUAUAUUGAUCAGUGGAAUAAGGUAAUUGAACAGCUGGGAACCCCUUGCCCGGAAUUCAUGAAGAAACUGCAACCAACAGUGCGGAACUAUGUGGAAAACAGACCUAAAUAUGCCGGCCUCACCUUCCCCAAAUUAUUCCCAGAUUCUCUCUUUCCCGCCGAUUCAGAACACAACAAACUCAAAGCUAGCCAAGCCAGGGACCUUUUGUCAAAGAUGCUAGUGAUUGACCCAGCCAAACGGAUAUCCGUGGAUGAAGCCUUACAGCAUCCGUACAUUAAUGUCUGGUAUGACCCGGCAGAAGUGGAGGCACCACCUCCUCAGAUAUAUGAUAAGCAGCUGGAUGAAAGAGAACACACAAUCGAAGAGUGGAAAGAAUUAAUCUACAAGGAAGUCAUGAACUCUGAAGAAAAGACUAAAAAUGGUGUAGUAAAAGGACAGCCUUCUCCCUCAGGUGCAGCAGUGAACAGCAGCGAAAGCCUCCCUCCAUCCUCAUCCGUCAAUGACAUUUCCUCCAUGUCCACAGACCAGACCCUGGCAUCGGACACUGACAGCAGUUUGGAAGCUUCUGCAGGACCCCUCGGUUGUUGCAGGUGACUAGCCGCCUGCCUGCGAAACCCGACGUUCUUCAGAAGAUAAUGUAAUUUAGUGGGGGGGAAAUCAUUGUGGUUAUAAAAGCAUUCAAUGAUGGCAAGGAAGAGUUACAAUUUAGAACACAAAGAGAAAAUUUUAAACAAACACUCACAGAGAGACACGUAACAAUUAAACAAGAAAAAACCCUUUCAGCCUGCCUUCUAAAAGAGUUAUGUAAAUGCAGCUAAGCUCAAAUGUAUAUUUAACUUAUAGUUGCUCUGCUUUGGUCUUCUUCCAACGAUGCUUACUGCAAAAUGGGAAAAAAAAAGAGAAAAAAAGAGGAAAAUUGUGUAAAAGAAGCCUUUUUUCAUACAAUUGCAAAUUUUAAUGGCUGCAAAACCAGCAACUUGCAACUGUCCUUUUUCACAUUGGCAUGACAAGGUGGGCAGUCCCCCUCCCUUUAGUUGUAUACAUGUGAGCCUAUCUAACCACUCUCUGUUUCUGUUUUGGGCAGUUGAACAGAGAAAUGCGCACAUGUAUCUUGGUGUACAAAUGUGCACAUCUGCAUUCCAUGGAACUAUGUUUGUAGUUCUGUGUGUGCAUAUAUCUAAAGAUCAGGCAUGUACACAACUGACUGCAGUAAAGAACAUAACCUUCCGUGUUUCUUUUUCUUUUAUGUACAGAUUUCAACUUUGGAGUGUACAGUCUAUUUUCUUGGUCCUUGGGUUGUUUCAGAUUAUUUUAACUCCACAGUCCUGUAGCCUCACUGAACUCAAUUGGACUUAACUUCUGAGCAGAUAGGUAAACAGAAUCAAAUUGAAACUCAGAAUCUGAAAUCUUAUAUUUUUAGUAGUAGUCUGUUGGAAGGAAGACUAUAGACAGGAGCUUAGUCAGAGUUCUCUAAAUGGGAUGAAUUUGGAUUUGUUUUGUUUUGUUCGAAUGAGUGGAAACAGAAAAGUAUAAGGAGCUAACCAGAACUAUCAAGAGGGCAGCCAGUUGCUAACAUUAUUUGUUUGUGGGUCUCUUGGUAGGCCAGUGAGGGAAACAUGAUGUUGUCAAGAGGAAAAUUUGGUCUAAUCCAGCAGGAACUAGCUGAUAUUCCUAAAUUAAGGGGACAUUUGUGCAGAUGGUGUUUCUUAACUGUUUGAGGGUAACCCCAUUUUGUUAUUAUAUAAAGACUUUCAGAAAUUGACCAUAAACAAGAACCGGCAUUGAAAAAUUUGAUGUCAGUCCUACUCAAAGUUGGGCUAUGCUUCCAAGGUAAUUUUGAUAGCCUAAAUGAAAGACAAACAACUUGUAAAUGCUCCUCCUUUUUCCUCAGUUCUGAAGGUCUACUUGACUCCUUCUAUCCUUCUUGAAUGCAUGGCUAUGAGAUGACAUGAGGGACUACCAACCACUUGGAUCUAAUGAGAAUAGUAUAAUAGCACAGAAAGGAUAUAAGACAAAUGGAUUUCUUUCCCCAGUGUUGAAUAGCUUCUUUAGUUCAAAUAAAGGACUACCAGAUAUCAUGGGCUAAAAGUUUUUAAAGAAAGAGAAAUACAAAAUAUUUCACAGUUGUUAAAGUUAUUUGUUGGCACAUAGCAUUCUCAUUAUAACCACAUUUCUGUGACUAUUGAGUGUUCCUAUUUAAGUACAAGGUGAGGAAGUCAAUACAGGUUGAGUAUAUCUUAUCUGAAAUGCAUGGGGUUUUGGAUUUCAGAUUUUUUUUAUUUUGGAGUACCCGUUAUUGCAUACAUGAACAUAAUGAGAUAUUGUGGAGAUGGAACCUAAAUCUAAACAUGAAAAUUGUGUAUGUUUCAAUACCUUAUAUACAUAGCCUGAAGGGAAUUUCAUACAUGUUAUUUUGAAUCUUUUGCAUGAAACAAAACUAAGGUACAUUGAAUUGCCAGGAAACAAUAUGUCACUAUAUCAGCCACCCAUUCAGAUUUUUGGAGUGAUUUGGAUUUUGGUGGCACAGUGGGUUAAAGCGCUGAGCUGCUGAACUUGCUGACCGAAAGGUCGCAGGUUCAAAUCCGGGGAGCGGUGUGAGCUCCUGCUAUUAACUCCAGCUUCUGCCAACAUAGCAGUUCGAAAACAUGCAAAUUUGAGUAGAUCAAUAGGUACCACUCCAUGCAGUCAUUCCGGCCAUGUGACCUUGGAGACAUCUACGGACAGCGCUGGCUCUUCAGCUUAGAAAUGGAUAUGAGCACCAAUCCCCAGAGUCGGACACGACUGGACUUAAUGUCAGGGGAAAACCUUUUACUUGGAUUUCAGAAGCCCACAUAAAGGAUACUCAACAUGUAUUAACUGUAGAUUUCAUCCAUAUCUAGAUUUCAUCCAUAUCUAUCUAUUUAGUGUAACAAACUAUGAAGGGCUAGAAUACCACCAGUGAAGGUACUUGAGGCUAUGACAGACAAUUACUGUCUUUAUCAAGAGCAAUGAAAUGUCUAGCUGCUUUCAUUUUCACCAUUUUUCUCAAUUGUACCUCUUCAUUGGGACAAAUAAUCUGAAGUUCUCCCAGGUUUCAGAAUGAUAGCAAAAAGGAGUUCUGCAUGCAUAGAGCAAACUAGAUGUAUACAUUACCAUCUGGUUCUUCAAUGCCAUUGACACAUUUAGCAUGCAGUGUUGUAUAACUUUAUUUCUUUAGGCACCAAAAAAGGUUAACAUUGGAUAGCCCCAUUGUGACAGGUACUGGUAUGCAUUUCAAACCAUUCAAAGAAAAUCCAUCUCAGCUGAGGUCACUGGCAGUAGUAGCAAGUGUGUUUUGGAGUAAGAAGGAAGAACAUAAGCCAUUUCCCUCUGUUACUGCACUCUUUAGACACUUUUUCCUACUAUUACUCUGCUAGGCCUUGUGAUAUGCUGGACACAUUGUACUAAAUCUAGCCAUGCACUCAAUAGUCCAUUACCACACAAACAUCUAGAAGCAUGAGUGCAUUGCAUGCCAAUUUUUUUUUAAAAAAAAAUCAGGGAUUUCAUGAACUUCCCGAAACUAAAUUAUUUUCCUGGAGACUAAUACCACAUUCAAAUGGCAGGCAAUGUUAAAAUAAUACUAAAAAUGCGUUUCUUUGGUCAAACAAGACUACUCUUUCUUCCAAAACUAUUCAUAAUAAGACUGAAUUGUGUGGAUUUUAAUAUAAUAUACAAGUGCUAACAAUAUUCCACAAAAGCCAUUACAUGCACACAUACUAUAUAAAAUAUAUUCUCAUCAACCCAAUAUUAAAAAGUAUGCUUAUACUUAUUUUCCAUCAUGUAUUGCUCUAAACUUUAUGUAAUUCCUUAGUGAAGGAUAGCCAUUCACAAAUCUAGAAAAUAAUUUUUGAUCACAUGACUUUAAUUUCAUUUGCUAAAUAAGGAAAUGGAGAAGGUCGAUUUUUCUUUGAAAAAAAUCAGAACCUUUUUGUUAUAGAAGUAUGUAUAAAAGCAAUAAGCAAUAUGUUACUACUGGGAAAAUACGAUAAAAUAGCAAUAUAAGGGGUGAUUGACACUGCUAUUUGAAUGGUUGAUUUACAUGAACUGCAUGCAACAUCCAUUGAAAUGGAAGCCACAAAGCAAUGGUGCUUGACAUAUGGCCCUGUAUUCUUUCCAAAAGCCAUGAAAUGACAUUACCUGCGUGUGACACAUCCCAGUGAAAUCCCAGCAUACUAGAAAUGACAGUACUUAGAAAGGAUGCAGAAGUGCAGGGGGAGGCCACAAAGGCAAUAAGCGAGAAAUUAUUUCCUAAGCAAUAAUGGCAUCUGUAUAUUUUAGCUGUGUAUAUCCCUCUCCAAUAUCAGGGGAUAUUAAAAACCUCUACUAACUAUCCACCAUUUUGGUGCUGGUAUUGCAGUUGACUGGGAGCCACUUGGAACGGAACAUCAUCAGAACAUGUAUCUGUUAAUUCCCAUCAGAAGCUAUAAUCAUAAUAUUCGAAUAAUCCAGGUUUGUGCAAGAUAGCCAAUUACUCAGGACAAUGAAAUGCCAAGCAUCCUUUGAAGAGUUGUUGAAAUCUCUCUCCAGAAUGGGUAACUAGGCAACAGAAUGGCAGAUAAGAUUCAACCUAAGUGAAAAAUAAUGUAUGUUGGAUCCAGAUGAAAACAAAUACAGGACCAUUGGCAUCUAUUCAGCAAAGAUACUCUUGUGAACAUCAGAGGACACUUCCUCUACUAUAACAGUGAAAAAGGCAAUUGGUAUUAUUAGAAAAUGGAUUAGCAACAAACUAGCUUUUAUUAUCAAGCUGAUAUAUAAAUCUGCCCUCACUUGUGAGGCUGAUGCCAUGGACACCUUGGAAAACAAGGAUAUCAUCAAAAUUGAGAAAGAGAUGGGAGGAUAUGAAAUAAGGCCAGAGGACUGACCUUUUCUUGUCUUUUGAAACUCUGUGUCAAAUGUUCAGCGGCUAAACUUCGAAAGAGAAAGAUAAUUAGUGUGGGCUUCUUAGAGGUGUAUAAAGCCAUUAAUAUUUCUGAGAAAGUGAAUAAAAGAACAUUAAUGUUGAAGACCAACCAGUAAAAGCAAUUAGCACUGAUUUCAAGCAAGAGAAGAUGGAAGUAUUUCACCAUGCAAUGUUCAUUAGCAUGGAAAUGAUUGCUACAGGGUGGCUUUUGAAAGGUCUUAAAGACAAUUCAGGAAGAUAGUCCAUAAAUGGCCAUCCAUUUCAUUCUGCCUUACAUAGGACAGAAGAACAGAGCAAAAGGCAAUGGCCAUUAUGUGAAGAGAGCCAAAAGCUAUGCAGUCUCAUCAAUAUGUGUGCCUGAAUAAUCAAAGUGGAGCAAAGUCAUUUUCUAUUUGCUUUGCAGCAGGGAUAGGCAACCUGAGCCUCUUCAGAUGUUGAAUUGUAGCUUCCAUCAACAUUCACCAUUGGUUAUUCCAAUUUGAUCCAAUAAGGAUUUCAGAGCAACAACAUCUGCAUGGCUUGGCUCACUUCUGCCCCAGAUGGCAUGAACCAAUAGAUUCAAAUGCAAAAAAAAAAAAAAGGACUUAGGAUAAAUAUUAAGAACUUCCUGUUAGUACAAGUUGUUGUGUGUUGACUACAAAAAUGGCAGACUCUACUGAAAAAUCACAAAUGAAUUUUCGAUUAAAAAUGGGACAACACUCAUCAGCACUAAAGUUUCCUAUACCACUGACAUGUCAACCACAAAUGGAAAUACUAAGGUUAUAUAUAAAAAUCAGUAUUAAAAUGGCUGUUGUGGUAUACAUUUUCUACAUUUCAGUUUCACAUGGAAAGUCAAGAUCUGUUUCUGCAAAGAAGUGGCAACUCCGGAUGAUAGCCUGAACCUUGCUGCAGUUGUUCAUCAAAAUGGGGAUUGCUCCCAGAACACAGGGGUGGAUAUGAGUGUCAUAAUAGCAACAUAGAACAUUCUAGAGACAGGCAACAUAUCCAACUCCAAAGAAAUAUUUUUAGGCUCACGGAAAUUCUUUUUCAAAGCUUUCCUAAAUAUUCUUAGGGCCUUUAACUUUUCCCUCAAUAAGAUACCUCCAAACUCACCUUCAGUCUGAGAUGGAAUUUCAUGACUACUGUAUUUAUGGUUGUGCAGAUCCACCUUGUUCUUUGAUGUGGAUUAUAUUAACAUUUUGUAAAUGCCAGAUAUUAGAAUCAGAUUCUGUGACUACAAAUGAGUUAAUGGAAGUGGACUUCCCCAUCCCCUCCUUCUACAGUGGCCCCACAAUCCCUUCAAACCGUUACACAGAAGGCCAAGAGACCACGCUGGAUGGAAUGAGCUGUGGGCAUGGGGACUUUCUGCUAAGAGAAGAGAAGUCCUGGAUCCAGCCCAAUAAGUCUGUGGCUACUCUGCUCAAAGAGCUAUUACUAUGAUAUGGCUUCUAGGCAGCAUCUUUUAUAUGACCUGGACAAUCCAACAGAUCCAACAGUGGAACGUUUGUAGACCCAUGAAAGGAAGGAUGCUGUAUUACCCUUCCCUGUUAACCUCAUCCACUCACUCAAUUAUUCACUGACAUGAGUGUCUUGUCCUAGAGCAGCCACUCCCAAUCCUUUUCAAGUUGUGAACCCAUUUUAUAGAGGCAACUUCACAACCAGCUAACUCGAUAAACUAAAAACAUGAUUUUGUUUUCCCUUUUAAAAAUUUUCCUAGCUCACCACUGCCCCAUAACCCCAAAGAAAACCCUUCAAACCCAUGGACAGGGAAUCGCUGUCCUAGAGGUAUUUCAUUUGUAUGCCUUCUCUAGUUUGGUCCAAAAAGCUUAUUUGAGUGUGUCCUUUCAGAACAAAAUUUGGAACUCGUACUGAAGUUAGAAGGAUCUAUGUCAUUGUCUUCACUUCAUAUGACAACGAAAAAAGCAAAUAGGAAGUUAAUUAACUUAUUUGAGAUGGCAUGUUGGAGAAGAGUUAUUCAAAUAGCAUGAAUGUCAAAUAUGAUGGACUGCUAAUGGUGACUAAAAAUAAGCUAUCAUAGUUUGGCCAUAUCAUGAGACUUGGUAAUGACAGGAUGACCUGGAGGCUAGGCAUUCAUAAAUUUGCUAUAAGUCAAAGUGACUUGUAAGUAGGUAACAAACAUUGAACACCACCUGUCAAUACCCAAUUCUGUCACUAGGAUCUCCUGUUGCAAAAAGUGUAUAAAAUGAAACAAUAUUUAUAGAUUUAAACAUAUCAAAUUAGAUUAUUUAUUGCGUUUAAAACGUGAACCUGCUUUCACUCUUCUCUCAAAUGAACUCAAACCAACCACAUAUGAAACCAUUAAGACAGGCUGUCAUUCUAGCCCUAGUCUAACUCCUGUCUAGCUGAAUUCCAAAUUAGCAUUCACCAACUAGAAGUAAAACUAACAGUGAUCCAAUAAUUUGAAACAUUAAGGAUAGUUUUAUGACCAAGAAUCCCCUUAUAGUCACAAAUGUUAUCAUUUUUGCCAACAUUUCCAAUGCCACAUAGAGGCCAGAGUAGCAGAGUUAUAAAAGCACAAAUGUGAAUUUUAAAUUGCAUAGAUAGGUAGGCACUGCAAAAAGUAUUUUUGUGUGUAUGGAAAUAACUUUGUUAUUUGAAGUAAGGGUUUAUUCCUUCCCUCCCUAAAUAAUCUGUCUACUCACAUUUGCAUAGCUGGAUGACUUCACAAUUUGCUUUUGCAUUCCUUUAGGUCUAUAAAAAGGAAAUGGGGACCCUCAUCCAGUUAUAUAGUUAUAUAUGAUAAGGUGAUGCAUGUUAUUAGUAAAGAGGGUGUGUGGGCAUGUCUGUUGCAAUGUGUCUGCACAUCACAUGCAAGCAUCCAUGGUAUUCAUGGAUGUCUCCUGCUAGAUCUGAGUGUAUAAGUGUGAUCAUUUCUAAACUUGCCCCUUCCCUCAAAAAAGAAACGUGGAAGCUUCUUAAUACAAUGAUGCACAGUAUACAGACAAAGGAAGCACAGCUACACAAUUGUGGCAUCUGCAAAAGAGCUGGAAAUCUGAUUUUUAAUGUCACAACUUCCAUUGGCCAAAGUGGACAGGAGAUUAAUGGAACUGUAGUCUAGAAAAGCAGGCUUUGCUCUGAAAACAUUUUUGGAGCCCUGUCCGAAGAUAUUAUACAGAAAAGCAAUACCUACAACUGCAUCGGAACAAGUAUGGCAGAUGGCUAACUCCAGCAUUGCAGGCAUAUGGUUUAGUUCAAAUGUUUUGAGUUGUGGUAUUUUUGUUAAUAGAAUGGCCUUUCUAGCUUGAUCCAGUUGUACUGACUGAAUGUAAGCUAGUUUUAGCAUGAUACAGCACAAGAUUUGCAUCUAACCCCUACCCCAUAAGGUUGAGUUGCUAGCAAGUCAUGUUUGUAACAGAAGUAAGAACAAAACAAAUUUCCCAAAUACUAGCUAUUGUUGAAUUAUGUCAAUGUCAAGGGCUGCAAAAUGGUGAUCCUGAGAAAAUAAGACCCACUACAUUCAACCAAUUGAGCAGGGCUGAGCAUUUCUCUUAGCACGUUACAUAGUGUGUAAAUAACUGUACCAAUUCUCUGCUUUUCUCUUUGUAACUUAUCUAUAAGGAUCCAUCACUCUUUCUGGGUUUUUUUUCCAGGGGGCACCACGCACCCCCUGUGGUGUAACUUUCUGGUCCUUACCUCUGCUGGUGAUCAGCCAAUGAGGAAAAGGCUCAGAGGGUUCAAUGUGUAUAUAGAGAAUUAUGUAUAUUUAGUAAAUUGAGUAAGUGGGACUUAUGGCCAGUAAUAUGUUUUGCAACAAUGGUACCAGGACCUCCAAACCCAACUAGCAAAACCAAACUGUUCACCUUGCCAUGCCCAUCCUGUAAUAAGACCUAAGUUGCACCUGCCUGUAGUUCUGCAUGAUUGGACUUCCAAAUAUAAUUCACAAUGACCAGGAGUGUAACCUCUCAGUGUUGAUAAAAGUAGUUUUUAUAUCUCUCUCUACAUAUAUAUAUAUAAAUACAUAUAUAUACAGAGAAAACCAAACACACACAAAAUAUGAGCCACUGUUCCGCAUCAAGACUGGAAGAGGAGAAAGUGUCCAACUUCAUUGCAAAGUCUUAGUUUUUGAACAUAAUAAAUCACAAACCAGUCAAUAGGGACGAACUGACAAAUGCGACAUUUGAUAAGGAAAUGAGCAUUGUUAUGUUUUGUUUACUUCGGCCAUUUUACUUUUUACCUUUCAUUGUUUUCUGUGGGUGGUAGGAGGGGAAUGGAGGGGUCUUGGCUUUGUUCAUCAACCUUUUGUGGAUCAAUGUUGAGUCGAUGCAUUCUAACUUCUGUUUGUUUUGAGUUAUUAAAAGCAGAAGGGAAUCUAUUUUCCCCUUUGUGCCAAAAAAAGAAAAAUAUCUUUUUGGAGUUCUUGUCUAAAUACAUUGUGUUGUUGUCUUGGUUCAUUUGGGAUAUGUUCUACCCAGGAAAAUGUUUCUAAAUGACUACGUUCAACAGAGAUACAAAAAUAUCUUGAUAUUAAAACCUUAGACCAA
Messenger RNA from Anolis sagrei ordinatus, 11013 nucleotides. Lineage: Eukaryota; Metazoa; Chordata; Lepidosauria; Squamata; Anolidae. The record is from RefSeq and is a predicted model, not a curated record.